Molecule: messenger RNA, 4694 nt
Organism: Nomascus leucogenys (northern white-cheeked gibbon)
Lineage: Eukaryota; Metazoa; Chordata; Mammalia; Primates; Hylobatidae
Gene: BHLHE22
Product: basic helix-loop-helix family member e22
Exons: 1
Coding region: 421-1578 (385 amino acids)
Molecular function (GO): protein dimerization activity
Source: RefSeq, a predicted model, not a curated record
GACUCCCCCGUCUGUGGCGGCGGCUGGUUGAUGGGUCCGGAAAUCUCUUGAAGGUGAAUCCAAGCAAGAUAAACGGUGCGGAGAGGAGGCGCGGGGCUGGGCUCAGAGCGGCGGCGGCGGCGGCUCCACUCCCUCCGCGCCCACCCUCCCACCAUGCGGGGCCGCGGCCCAUGGUGAGCCCCAGCAGCCAGCACCAUCGGCUGGAGACGAAGAAGAAGAAGAAGAGGAGGCGGCGAGCGCGGGGGAAGGCGAAAAAGAAAAAGAAAGAAGGGGAGAGGGCUGCCGGCAGCACCAGGACCGACGCGCGCACCAGCUCCGGAGCCCAGCUCGCGCGCGUCUGUGGGGCCGCCUGACUCCGGGGCCGAGGCGGCGGCGGCGGCAGCGGGCGCGGCGGCCCGGGCUGCGCGCCGGCGCGGGACCAUGGAGCGCGGGAUGCACCUCGGUGCAGCGGCCGCCGGCGAGGACGACCUGUUCCUGCACAAGAGCCUGAGCGCCUCCACCGCCAAGCGCUUGGAAGCGGCUUUCCGCUCCACGCCCCCGGGCAUGGACCUGUCCCUGGCGCCGCCGCCUCGGGAACGCCCGGCGUCCUCCUCCUCGUCGCCCCUGGGCUGCUUCGAGCCGGCUGACCCGGAGGGGGCAGGGCUGCUGUUGCCGCCGCCUGGAGGAGGCGGUGGCGGCGGCGGCGGCGGCGCGGGAAGUGGCGGCGGCGGUGGCGGCGGGGUGGGUGUCCCCGGGUUGCUAGUAGGUUCAGCCGGCGUUGGGGGCGACCCUAGCCUGAGCAGCCUGCCGGCCGGGGCCGCCCUUUGCCUCAAAUACGGCGAAAGCGCGAGCCGGGGCUCGGUGGCCGAGAGCAGCGGCGGCGAGCAGAGCCCCGACGACGACAGCGACGGUCGCUGCGAGCUGGUGCUGCGGGCCGGAGUAGCCGACCCGCGGGCCUCCCCGGGAGCGGGAGGUGGUGGCGCGAAGGCAGCCGAGGGCUGCUCCAAUGCCCACCUCCACGGCGGCGCCAGCGUCCCCCCGGGGGGCCUGGGCGGCGGCGGCGGCAGCGGCGGGGGUAGCAGCAGCGGUAGCAGUGGCGGCACCGGCGGUGGUGGUGGCGGCAGCGGCGGCAGCAGCAGCAGCAGCAGCAGCAGCAAGAAAUCCAAAGAGCAAAAGGCGCUGCGGCUUAACAUCAAUGCCCGAGAGCGCCGGCGGAUGCACGACCUGAACGACGCGCUGGACGAGCUGCGCGCGGUGAUCCCCUAUGCGCACAGCCCCUCGGUGCGAAAGCUCUCCAAGAUCGCCACGCUGCUGCUCGCCAAGAACUACAUCCUCAUGCAGGCGCAGGCCCUGGAGGAGAUGCGGCGCCUAGUCGCCUACCUCAACCAGGGCCAGGCCAUCUCGGCUGCCUCCCUGCCCAGCUCGGCGGCUGCAGCGGCAGCAGCUGCUGCCCUGCACCCGGCGCUCGGCGCCUACGAGCAGGCAGCCGGCUACCCGUUCAGCGCCGGACUGCCCCCGGCUGCCUCCUGCCCGGAGAAGUGCGCCCUGUUUAACAGCGUCUCCUCCAGCCUCUGCAAACAGUGCACGGAGAAGCCUUAAACACACCCCCGAAAAACACAAGACCGACUCAAAAUCUAGAGGAAAGCGAAAAGCUGCUCCCCACCCCUUUAUUUUGGUCCUCUCGUAGUUGUGAAACACUUGCAGAGCAAACAAAGCAGAGGCAAGAACUGAGAAGUAUCAGAGACAAACGGGACUUUUAGCCUUGACAUCCCCAGAAUCUCGGUCUUUGGGGUGGGGAGGGAGGGAGGAGGGAGGUGGAGUUGGGAUGGAGUAUGGAUGUCUUUUUUUUCUCAGAAAAGUGGCAACUUUGGUGGCAGCCUAGACCGCGAGGAAGUGGAAUCUUCCUUAAAGGUGAAAAAUAAGUUGAGAAGUAGUGCUUGGUUAUUAAGACUGGAGAGUGUUUGAAUGGCAAAAUACUAAUCCUACUAAUAAUUGUGGAUUUGGCUAGUGCUGAGGGGGAGAGGAGGAGUUAGGGGUUGGGUAGCAUGAGAGAUGGAAUAUUCAUUCAGACAAAUCAGAAAGGGCACUUGAAAAUAAAUUUUGAUUCUGAGCCAGGAGAAAAACUUGAAAUGUUGACUUAAGUGAGGGGGAAAUAAAACCCAGAGAGAGAGAGAGAGAGCGAGAGAGAGAGACAUGUUGCUAUGAAAGACUUGUAUUUUUUAUUGUCUCUGAACUUUAAUCCUGUGAAAAUGCUCAAAGUUGUGGCGAGAGUGAUAUGAAAAAACUGACUGUGGCUGAAAGAAUUGCAUUUAAAAAUAUUUAUGUGCACCUUGUUACUUUCUACUCUGCAAUGAUGUAUUAACAAUUCAUGGUAUUUAUUUGUUAUUCUUCAAUGACCCUUCCACAUCAACAGUAUUUAUCAUGUGUUAAGGUCAUGGGUCUCAUGUGCAGAUUUUUUUAAUGCCUCUAAAAUUGUUUUAUAGAUUACUUAUACUGUGUGCCAAGUGUUUAAAGGUUUAUUUGCCAACAAGUAUGAAGAGAAAUAUUGAUGUAUCUAAGCUGCUUAGGUUUAUGAAAGGUCACCUGGAUAUUUUCAGUUGCAUCAUCCCUGUAUUUAAAUUGAGCUUUAAUAAAUUGCUUCAGUCCAAAAAUUACAGGAAAGGUGUAUUCUUAAUUGAUGAAUGAAUUGAUCUCUUUUUUGAAAGGGGACUCCUUUACAUUCCAAAAGGGAAAAACAUCACAGCAAUAGAUCCUAUACGUAAGAACAUGCUAAGCAAAUAUUUUUCCAGGCUGUGCUGUGCAUUUUUAAAAGGUCUAAUUUAAUUGCUUUUAAUAUAUAUGUACAUAUAUAAGUUAUUUUAACUGUGGAGAAUUAUUUAAAAGACUGGUUUGAUUUGCCUAUGGUGUGAAAUCCUUUGUUAUUUUUCUAAAAAAAAAAUUUAAAAAGAAAUAAAACUAAGGAAGAACAAGAAGCUAUUUACCCAAAGUGAGCUUUCAGUUUUAGUUUUGCAUGGCUGUUUGACUGCCUUUCCGCCCUAUGAAAAUCAAGAAAAUCUUUUUUAAAAAUGGAGUCCUGCUAUUUUCCACUCCUUGCAGAUAAUACAAAUUCAGUUUGUCAGGUUGGAUGGUGAGUUGGGAGCUGUGAUGGAUCUGUUGGCGGGUUUUGGAUGUGUAAAGAAUGAUAUAUGUAUUAAAUAGGUCAAUCAGACUAUGACAGCUAUGUAUGACCAUUUGUAUGUGUAUCUAUGUCAGAAAGAAUCUUUAUUAAAAUAUUUUGAUCAAACAUUUUAUUAUGCUGUGCUUUGUGGAAGAAGCAAUCACCUCUCUUCUGUGUUACUCUUUGCUUGAAAGGUAACAAAAAAGAAAGGAGUUUCAGAGAAGGUGGAACUAAAGUUUUUGCAGGGAUGCACAAUUAGAAGUAGCCCUAAUUUACUUGUUUACUUGUUGUAAGGAGGAGAGAUGAAUGGGGUCAGUGGUGAAACCGAGAAGAGAUUCCAAGUUUCUGGCUACUGGCAUGAACUUUGAAGGCCGCAUUCUCCCUGGAAAUCUUUUUCCACUUGUAUGGCAUUGCUAACCAUGCCAGGGCCCGUCAAAGAGGGUAAAGUCAAGAGUUUGUCAUCAAAAUUUCUACCUCCAAAUGCCUGAAGGGCAAGGAAAAAAAUGGACUUGGAUUCUCUGAGUGCUGAUUUCAUUGUGGCUUUCUACUUUUUUGUGAUAAAAAGAAUUAACUGGGUUGAAUCAUAUAAGCAUACACAAUGCCCAUAGAGAUGAUCAGAACUUAAUAGUCUUGCUUGAUGAUGAGAUUUUUAGGUUCCAUGUUUGGAUUGAUUUAGACUUUGAUUCUGUUAAAGAAUGACUGUUGAGACUUGUAUUUUGACCUUUAUAUUGCCCUCAAAUAUAGAAGGCGUGAUUUUUUACUGUGACGCAGGUUGCAGAGAUAGUAGUGGUGGUGGUGCAGAAGUUAGAUGUUUCCUCUGUACCCAGUAUGCUAAAUGCAUUUUUGUCUAUACAGCCUCUGCUCAUAAAGAUAUCCCUAAAUGCCAUCUAACUUAGUGGGGGGUGAGGAAGGAUAUUUUCUGCUCCACUUGCCAUCAAAAAAGAUUAAUCAGAACUUGUAACUUUUCAGAAAACAUAACAGCAAAGGGCCUUGAAGCUGGAGCCCUCCCAGGCUGGGAGUGAGGGCAGAAGGAGGGAGGAGACCAGGGCAGCCCCCAGGCAGGAGCCGACCCGUCUCUCAGCAUUUACCAGACAAAGCCUGGGUGCGUCUAAUUAUGAUUAUUAAAACAAUUUCCAUGACGAUGUCUAAUAUUAUGUUAAUUUGAAAACAACUGUGUAUGAAAACUGUCGACUAUAAUACCUAAAUUCAUUUAAUGAAACACAUCGUUAAGGCAAUUAAACCUCCUGGAUGUGAUUAAGAAACAUAAUUACGACACUGUUCUGCACCAUAAUUGGGUGUCUUUAAUCAAGGGGUAAAGUGAUCAGCAACACAGCCAUUAGUUUGUAUUGUUCUGGCCCUGCUGUCCAUCAUUCUGAUUAGGAAUUAACCACAGCCACCACCAGUCAGAUUUUUUUUUUUCCUUUUGCAUAUUAACAUUGUAGGGGACACAUUUGCUGCAAGAUUUACUGCUUAAUAUUUCUCAUUAUUAGAAGGCCUUCUUGAAAUACUUCCUCUGCAACGUUUGUACUGUUCAACUAUUAUUAAAAAUUGUACAAAA